Drosophila persimilis is the source of this 481-nucleotide messenger RNA. RefSeq names its product 60S ribosomal protein L31 (gene RpL31). Gene Ontology annotation, molecular function: structural constituent of ribosome. The transcript has 2 exons. Gene Ontology annotation, cellular component: cytosolic large ribosomal subunit; ribosome. The record is from RefSeq and is a predicted model, not a curated record. NCBI's taxonomy places the organism in Eukaryota, Metazoa, Arthropoda, Insecta, Diptera, Drosophilidae. Bases 38 to 412 code for a protein of 124 amino acids. Gene Ontology annotation, biological process: cytoplasmic translation.
GAUAUUGAAUAGCAGUGCUGCGGCCUAAUCAGGAACAAUGACUAAGACCAAGGGCGAGAAAAUCAACAAAUCGGCGAUCAACGAAGUUGUGACCCGCGAGUGCACUAUUCACUUGGCGAAGCGUGUCCACAACAUUGGCUUCAAGAAGCGUGCGCCGCGUGCCAUCAAGGAGAUCCGCAAGUUUGCCGAGCGGGAGAUGGGAACCACUGACGUCAGGAUCGACACCCGUCUCAACAAGCACAUCUGGUCGAAGGGUAUCCGAUCCACUCCAUUCCGCGUGCGUGUGCGUCUGGCGCGUCGUCGCAACGAUGAUGAGGAUUCUCCCAACAAACUGUACACCUACGUGACCUAUGUGCCGGUGUCCACAUUCAAGAAUUUGCAAACGGAGAACGUUGAGUCCAGCGACGACUAAGCAAAGUAAUUGAAAGCCCAAAAUACGGUUAAUAAAAAGUAAAUUUUUAUUUAGAAAAAAAAAACGAAA